Messenger RNA from Pisolithus orientalis, 843 nucleotides. RefSeq lists its product as uncharacterized. The coding region runs from base 188 to 736 and encodes 182 amino acids. The record is from RefSeq and is a predicted model, not a curated record. The transcript has 7 exons. NCBI's taxonomy places the organism in Eukaryota, Fungi, Basidiomycota, Agaricomycetes, Boletales, Pisolithaceae.
CACCAGGUGACCUUACGGGUGGCGAAACGAGCUCUGCAGUUAGGCCUUGUGGUCCUAGUUUGGGGAUUCCCCGGUACAUUCUGACGUCCAGUCCAAGUACCAGUUGUGUAUAAAAGCGAUGCGGACAAUAUUAGAGUGUGUCCUUCCUACACCCAUCGUCCCAUAGUUUCGGAUUCCUGCUCAACACAUGAAAGUCCUUGCUUUAACUUCUAUCUUGUCCACAUUCGCCGUCGAGGUUCUUGCCGUGGCCCUCCCUUCUACCCCUUUCGUCUGCAGGAAUGAGGAAAUUCUAGCCAUGUAUCCGAUUGGUAAGAACGAAGAAGUGCAGGCUCAGGUUCUCUCUUGCAGCGAUCUACCCAACGUCAUGGAUCGUAGCGCUGGUCAAAAGAGGCAGACGAACGUAUGUGGAGAUGCCUGUACCACCAACUGUUUCUCUCCUGCUGGCGGAGGACCCAACCCCAAUGACUGCCAAGUGAUCGCAAAUGCGCUGCUGUAUGAUAGUCAGAAUAUUGGCGCUCUUUUCAACAUCGCCGUGGGAAGUCCAAUCUACAUGCAGUAUGCCAGUUGCGAGACGUUCUUCGUCAAUCAAGCUAGUUACAAUGAAACGUACUGCAGGACCGACUGGUCGAGUAUCGUCAGCUAUGUCGCAACCAAUUGUCAGUCACAGCAGAAUGCUCACGGUGGUAACUGCGUCGCAAGCGAUCAGACCUGGUUCAUCCAAGUCCAAACCUCUUAAGGCAGAUAGCGGACAAAGGUGGUCGUGGUACAGUGUAAUACGGAUUACUAAAUCAAUUGGCGGUACUGUGUAUUAGCAGUUGCGUCGUCUAUGGCUAUGGAAUGCUU